This is a messenger RNA of Hippocampus comes (tiger tail seahorse), 4106 nucleotides long. RefSeq names its product guanine nucleotide-binding protein subunit alpha-11. The coding region runs from base 1000 to 2079 and encodes 359 amino acids. NCBI's taxonomy places the organism in Eukaryota, Metazoa, Chordata, Actinopteri, Syngnathiformes, Syngnathidae. Gene Ontology annotation, biological process: adenylate cyclase-modulating G protein-coupled receptor signaling pathway. The transcript is spliced from 7 exons. Gene Ontology annotation, molecular function: GTPase activator activity; guanyl nucleotide binding; G protein-coupled receptor binding. Gene Ontology annotation, cellular component: heterotrimeric G-protein complex; cytoplasm. The record is from RefSeq and is a predicted model, not a curated record.
AAAUAGCUCGUGACAUCACUGAACGAGGAGUGGAUGACGAGGAGGGGCGAUAUUCCAACCAGGAAAAAAAAAGCUCCACCAGGAACGAUGAAUUACCCAAUUUGACUGUCAAUAUUCAACACUUUGCGGGCUUUUUGGCCCCCGGAGAGAGCGUUUGGACAAAGCGCGCUUCCAAGCGAUGAAGUUCCUCCCGGCAGUUUGUUCUUUUUUUUCGCUACAAUUCCCGGGAUGGCUAGCUCAAGCUAACGUUGCUCGCUAACUGCUUAGCUCGUCUAUUUAGCCAUCCAUACCCCCCAUAACUUAGCCCAUUAUCAUUUUUUAAAGUGGGGAAUUCUUGUUUUUUUUGUUUGUUUAUGUGCAACUCGAGUGUUUGGCUUCGGGAGCUCGACGACGUGAGUGUGCGGUAGAUGGACGGGCUGACGGGAGGCGGUUGCUACCUCUGCGCGGGCGUGAAGCGUCGGGGUCUGGGCGGCUAGGCUUGCGGGAGGGCUCCGACAAAUGUGGCAGGGGCGGUCAGCACUGUCCCGCUGUCUCCGGGACACGAGUGUUUAUUAAAACCAGGCUUUUUUGGGGUGUGUGUGUGCGUGUUUAAGUCGUUCAGCUUCCACGAUUGAGCAGCGGUGCUGGGAACGAUUAAAAAGGUGUUGGCACACUGGAAAAAUCUUUUUUUAAACACACCCCCAUGUUUAGCUCGUUGCUUCUAGUAUUUAUUUAUUUUUUUUACAAAUGAAAUGGUCUUGUACACCAUUUAAAACAUCGCUUUCCCCUCGUAUUCUUCCGACAAGUCUUUUUUUCUUGCAAACUGCGAAUUUGCAUACGACUUAAGUCUUAAGCUGUCAAAUAUUUGUCACCGGCAACGAGCAAAGAAAGUAGCAAGAUCCCAUUCGACCGAACGGGAUUCCAUUGACUUGAGCUUGGAGAGCCAUUCCGGAGCCCGGCGCGACCCUCCCCCCCUCCCCCCUUCGUCUGUCAGGCAGGGCUUUUCUGGCUCAUGCGGUGAUGACUCUUGACUCCAUGAUGGCUUGUUGCCUGAGCGAAGAGGCGAAGGAGUCCAAACGGAUCAACUCUGAGAUCGAGAAGCAACUGCGGCGGGACAAACGGGACGCCAGGAGGGAGCUGAAGCUGCUAUUGUUGGGUACCGGUGAGAGCGGCAAGAGCACUUUUAUCAAGCAAAUGCGAAUUAUUCACGGCUCGGGCUACACCGAUGAGGACAAGAAGGGCUUCACCAAACUGGUCUACCAGAACAUCUUCACGUCCAUGCAGUCCAUGAUCCGGGCCACCGAAACCCUGAAGAUACCAUACAAGUUCGAACAGAACAAAAACAAUGCGCAGCUGGUGCGCGAAGUGGACGUGGAGAUGGUGACGUCGUUCGAUCAGCCGUACAUCGGCGCCAUCAAGAUGCUGUGGGCUGACCCUGGCAUCCAGGAGGCCUAUGACCGCAGGAGAGAGUACCAGCUCUCGGACUCCACCAAAUACUAUCUUAGCGAUCUGGAUCGUAUCGCUGAAUCUUCCUAUCUACCCACCCAACAGGAUGUGCUUAGGGUUCGAAUCCCAACCACUGGGAUUAUAGAAUACCCUUUCGACUUGCAAAGCAUCAUUUUCAGGAUGGUGGAUGUCGGCGGCCAGCGGUCGGAGAGGAGGAAGUGGAUCCACUGCUUCGAGAACGUCACCUCUAUCAUGUUUCUGGUGGCGCUCAGCGAGUACGAUCAGGUGCUGGUGGAGUCGGACAACGAGAACCGCAUGGAGGAGAGCAAAGCGCUGUUCAGGACCAUCAUCACAUAUCCUUGGUUUCAAAACUCCUCCGUCAUCCUCUUCCUCAACAAGAGGGACCUGCUGGAGGAGAAGAUCAUGUACUCUCACUUGGUGGACUACUUCCCGGAGUUUGACGGCCCUCAGCGUGACCCAUUGGCAGGUCGUGAGUUCAUCCUGAAAAUGUUUGUGGACUUGAACCCGGACAGCGACAAGAUCAUCUACUCGCACUUCACCUGCGCCACCGACACGGAGAACAUCCGCUUUGUCUUUGCUGCCGUCAAAGACACCAUCCUGCAGCUCAACCUCAAAGAGUACAACCUGGUGUGAAGUGCUCUGUGACAGAGAGAGAGAGGAGAGAGAGCAAGCCACACACACACACACACACACACACACACACACACACACACACACACACACACACACACACAAAAUUAUCCACUUCUAGAACAUACAUGUCUGCAUGGAACAUAGUCAUGCGCUUCGCUCCACACUCGCUAUCUCUUUUUUUGGGUGUCUUGUGUUGCUCAUCACAGUGUACACAUCACGUGAGCCUUUCUAUGGUGGGAAUUCAUGAUUGAACCUACAGUACUAUAUUAUCAGCAGUGCUUGUGUGUCACAGGGUGGCCCAUGUCAAAGACUUUCCGGUUCAAAGGGCUUUCUCCCGACUUGUGUACACCGUGCAUGCUGUACUCGACUACAGUGUGCUCAUAUUAAAGAAUAUAUCAGUUGGUGUUUUUAAAAAAAAAAAAGGAAUGCCCUCCAAUCCAGAGCGCACCUGCUCUGUCGAAUGUAAAUAGUUUUGCUUACACAUAGAUGACUUAUCUACUUUUUGCCUACUUUGUAAUUACAGUGGCUACACUCAAAAGGAUUGUAACCCCCUCACACACACUGCCCUCUUGGCGUUUCAAGUGUUAAUACCCCUUUAAGACAGCACUACCACUACAUUUACUGCGAAUCGCUCCACAGUUGCGUUGCCAAAUUGACUCCACAUUUCUGGUUUGUUUUUUGUAAAUAGAAAUACUGUACAGUAUGUUGCCAGUAUUCCCUUAGUGCAGGAGUGGGAGUCGGUCUGCCAUGCAGUUCUCUGCCUCUUGAGACGUGUUAAAUUUAUGAGGCGCGCCGGCGAGAGCAGGGGAGUUGUCUCUUCUAUUUCCGUAAGUAGUGCUUUCCUAUGAAUCUCGAGUUUAUUAGAGUCCUGCGACCACAUGAUGCAAACUCAAAUUCGAAAUUUAAUUUUGUCGAUCUAUCGAGUGCGGCGUUUCCCAACCUUUGUUGUACAUUAGAAAAACGUCUGAUGGCAUACCACCAAAGAAAAAAUGUCAUAGCAAGUACAGAUACUGAUUAGAUGAGCACAACGCUUUUAUUCCGUUGCAUAAAAGGCAAAAUGUGGAUACACAGGUUAAUUGUAUUUUCUGUCAUCUAGUGGUAAAGCAUUACAUUAUUGUGCCUGUCACUAUACGUCACCGACAUAAAUGGAUGAAUAACAAUAUAUGAUUUGUAGAAUACAAAUAGUGUUAAAAACAUUCAUGGAAUUGGCACAGUGUUUGGUAUUUACUGGUCUAGUAUACGUGGUUAAAAUCUAGGAGGAGUUUGUUUAAGGACUUCCUGGAAAAAAGCAAAAUAAUUUUAAAAUGCCCACUUUAAACAAAAAUAGCAUAGACUUACAAUUUCUUGAAUCACAAGCACUCCACUAAUGAUUAGGUAUAAAUUCUUGACACUCGUCAUAAACGUGCCUACCAAAUGUGCAUUUUCACCAAGAUCAAAGGAAAAGUUUAAGAUUUCACAUUAACUUUUUUUUUUUUUUUUUUUUUUUUUUUUUUUAUUAAGGUGGGCAAGCCCUAGCAAUUUGUUUGAAUUAGUAAUUAAGAAUCCAACCGAAAGUGGUCCUUUUCCUCCAUGUAUUUAAAUACUUGAGACCAAUUGUUAUUUUUAAAAAAUGCUUUAAUAAUUUAAUAUUGCUUUUACAAACCUUUUCAGGUUUUAAUUACUCGUAAAUAUUUUCUAUUCACGGCCAGGGUCGGUCCCGAUCCUCCAUGAAUACUGGGGUUCACCGUACUGCCAUAUCAAUCUGUUUAUGGCAUAACAAUCCUCUCCUUUAAAGGGGAAGUCAAGUCAAAAAUUGUCUUUACAAUAAUAUAUCCACCCGUUUUAUUCAUCUCGGCGGGGAGGGGUGCCACUUUCUCUUGUACUGCCAUUUGCCGCCGGCUGAAAAUGACAUCACUUUGCCUCAGGGCUUAGCUUGCGCACGCUCACCUGUUUUCUGGGGUUGGUCACAUGGUGUUAGCAAGCUGAGCCCUUAGGCACUGUGAUGUCAUUUUCAGUCGACAGAAAGUGGCAGUACAAGACAAAAUGGC